AUGCCCCUUCAUGGCGUCGUAGAAGUCUUGAUUCACUUUGACGAAUUCAGGAAUGUCGAUUUGUAUCAUCAGGGCUUGUAUCAGCUCCGAGUUCGGUUAUCUGUGCCGAAACAAAGGGAAUCGUCAGUGCCCAAUACCAAGCCGAGCUCGGUUGACAGCGCCACGCCGGUUGCUCUCUCAAAAGUCUUUGCCCUGCCGUACAAUUGGUUCACCAGUCGAUCGAAAGAUCCGAGCGAGCGCGCGAACAGCGAGGCGUCGAAGCCGAGCUUCCAUGACGUGAAGCAAGCAUGUAUAUCUGAUAGUCAAGCAGCAUUUUAUAGUCGGAGUUUUCUGGUUCGAUAUUGCGAGGAACAGGUGCCACUCGGAGAUUUCUGUCAGUUUAGGUUGGAGCUCCCAUGUGAACUCCUUGUUCCGGAGACAUCCCCCACGACUAGCGAAACCGUCAUUGCAUGUGAUAUUGAUUUACUCUACGGCGAACUCAAAGCUUGCAGCAUCAACAGCAACAUAAAUUUGAAGUCUGAGAGAAUGCUGAAGGAAGCCACCACAGGGAGUGGUAUCGAAUUAAAAAGAGCUUCCACUGUACGACUACUACUACAUCACAUUCAAGACGGUAUUUACGAAUAUGUCCCCGUGGUAUUCGACGAGGCUCAUUUCUGUUCAGUGAAAAUGCUGGUAUGUGCGACUCUCUCAGAUUUCAGGUUUCGGCUGCCGCCGCCUCAACCCGAGGAAGUUGUCAGUAGCGACGUACUCGUGCAAGAUACUGAGGCGGACAAUCUCAUUUUGGGAGCGCCAGUGGCUUUACGUUCUGUCGUCGAACCAAACACGUUGGAGGAGUUCCUCAAGCUUAAAGAAGCAAAAGAAGUGACGAUCAAUACGAGUUCAUCAGAAACUGCUGCGUCAAAGACUUGUAGUGGAUCUUCUGAGUAUAUGCAUAUCAUGGAAAGAGCCUAUGGUCGUCUCGAAUCAUUCUUUUAUGACGUCACGAGUCGAUGCUCGACCGGCUCUUCCAAAGUGUCACUUGCGGAAAAGCUGAGCAUUCCUCAUAAUCCCCCUGAAGAAGCUGGUCCGAAGAGUGUUGCCGAGAUAAUGGCAACAAUGAAUGUUUUGGCUGUGAGCUCAUUUGAGCUCUGGCACAGGUUACUCGAGGUACUGGCCGUAUGUAGCAGGAAAGUGUGCGAUGAACUGCUCAUAGUGUGGGAACGGAAUACGAUAGAAAAGUUGAGCCAUUGCAUCUCAUGUGUGACGGAAACGGUGGAUUCUACCAGAGAUUUAGCGUUCCCACUAGAAGACGAUAUUUGGGAAGUGCAUAAAAUAGCAGCUGAUCGAGUGAGGGAGAAAUUGUUCAUGGACCCGCCGGAACGACUGUGCUGGGUAGAGGAUACAACACAGCUAGUGAUCUCACAGAAGGAAGCGGAGUCGACUUCGACGGCGUAUAUGCAACGCUAUUCUGGGAUAGCAACAAUGCCUAUAAUAUUCGAGCAGCGAUAUUCGAGCGGCAAUUCUCCUACUCGGGGCGCUGGGGAUGUCCCUGUGGACUCGACUGAGUCGCACAGAUGCAUGGCAACGGACCCGAAAUCCUAUAAAGGCACGCAUCUCGUUGUUCUCGUGCAUGGCUUGCAGGGCAGUGCAUAUGAUAUGCGGUUAUUCAAGAACAAUCUGGCGUGUGUUUUCCCUGACUCGUUAUUCCUAUGUAGCUCUUGCAAUGAGGAAGAUACCGAGGGAAACAUUGCAGAAAUGGGGCAGCGCCUCGCUGAUGAAGUGGUGUGUUAUAUUUCUGACUGGUGCCCAGGAGCUACUCGACUGUCCUUUAUUUCACAUUCACUCGGUGGGCUCAUUGUACGAGCGGCUCUGCCAACACUGAUGGACCAGCCAGGGAUAUCUGAAAAAUUGUUUACUUUCUUGAGCCUAUCAGCGCCCCACUUGGGUUAUCUAUAUAACAGCAACAAACUCAUUGAAGGAGGCCUUUGGGUGCUUAAACGGUGGCGCAAGUCCGAGUGUUUGAAUCAGCUUACAAUGGCUGAUUCCUAUAUUCCCGAGGAGUGUUAUCUCUACCGCUCGGCACGGGAAACGGGGGAAAUUCUACCUCGGUUCCGAUAUGUUGUAUUGGCCUCGUCGUGCCAAGAUCAAUAUGCUGGCUUCGAUUCUGCACGCGUUGAAAUCUCGGAUAGAGUGCGACAGGAGCCAACGAUGGGUUCAGUAUACACGGAGAUGGCCCGGUCGCUGGUCUCCGGGAUCGCACCCGAGAAGCUAAUUCGGUUGGAUGUUAACUUUUACCUACCUGAACGAGCUCGAACACCCCGCGGUGCUGUGAUAAAUCCAGAGAAGAGGCGGAGGCCUGGCAACUGA
This is a messenger RNA of Perkinsus marinus ATCC 50983, 2346 nucleotides long. RefSeq lists its product as hypothetical. NCBI's taxonomy places the organism in Eukaryota, Perkinsozoa, Perkinsida, Perkinsidae. The coding region runs from base 1 to 2346 and encodes 781 amino acids. The record is from RefSeq and is a predicted model, not a curated record. The transcript has 24 exons.